CUGCACAGUUUCUAGGUAUUCUUGACUUUUCUCGACCCCAUUUUUCCCCCCAAAACCAUUGACAUGUCCACCAGCCGAAGAGUCAUCCACAAGUUCGCCAUCGACUUCUCAAAACCUGAGAGCGAUGGUGUGUUCGACGGUGCUGCUUUUGAGAAAUUCCUUCAUGACCGAAUCUGGGUUGGGGAUGGCAAGCGCGGCCAACUAGGUGAUUCUGUCGUUAUUUCCAGGCCUGCUAAGGGUCGGUUACAAAUCUCUACGACUGUUCCUUUCUCAAAGCAAAGCCUUAAAUUCCUGACGAAGAAGUUUUUGAAGAAGAAUCAGCUCCGUGAUUGGAUACGCGUUAUUUCAACCAGGAGGGAUACAUACGAGCUCCGCUUCUUCAAUAUCGCUGAAAAUGAGGGGGAUGAGGAUGAGUAGGUUUGGGUUGAUCACCACCCGGCUUCCUUCGUGUACACUACCAUGCUUGGAGCCGACUAAUGUUAAGCGUGACGAACUUCACCUACACAGCAACUGACUAGGGGGAAGCUGGUGAUGUUGGCCUUCAACUAUUAAUUCUGCAUGGAAUAUAGGCCACCGUACAGACAACAUUAG
Molecule: messenger RNA, 591 nt
Organism: Cantharellus anzutake
Lineage: Eukaryota; Fungi; Basidiomycota; Agaricomycetes; Cantharellales; Hydnaceae
Product: large subunit ribosomal protein L22e
Exons: 5
Coding region: 64-417 (117 amino acids)
Biological process (GO): cytoplasmic translation
Cellular component (GO): ribosome
Molecular function (GO): structural constituent of ribosome; RNA binding
Source: RefSeq, a predicted model, not a curated record